GGGAGCCCUGUGGAUGGAGGGAUGGAGGCUGUCCUUCUCAGUCUCCAUCUCUCCGAAUUUUCUGUGUCUCAGUUUUGGGACCUGGAGCAUCGAAGCCAGUUACCGAAGUGCAGCCAAGCAGAAGUUCAAGGCAGCCUUUGAUGUCAGGGAUUAUGUGCUCCCAUCAUUUGAGGUCCAGCUGAAGCCAAACAAGACUUUCUUCUACCUCAACGAUGAGGCUCUGGGUGUGGACAUCGAGGCUUGGCUGCCUGAUGAGGUUUUAUGGGCUACCUCCACCAUCUUGUGAGGUUGCACAAGCUACAUCUGCAACCCAACACGAAGCUUGAUGAGACACAUUUAUCACUUCCCAGCAUUGUGUAGGUGAGCAAUGAAACCAUCUAAGUUUCCAGGGGUCACUCUGCCCCUCCCAAAGAUUUACCACCAUCCCUGCAGCCUCAUGAGGUCAUACAGGACAUCUCUGCAACCACAUGAAGUUGUGUGGGUGCUUCAGAGCCAACGGAAUGACCUUCCACUCACCCCCAGGUAUGUAUUCAAAGAGCCAGUGGAUGGACAUGCUCUGGCCAUCUUCAGGGUGAAGUUGCAUUCCCACCGGAUGCCCAUCCAGAGCUCCCUGCAGAGAGUGGAGGUGACUGAGUCUUGACCUCUCUCCCCCACCAACUUCCCUCUCCAUCAACCCUCCUCUACUCCCCAAGAAACUAUCUCCUCUUCUCUCUCUCACCCUGAGACCAGAUCUCUGAAGGUCUGGGCCACAUCUCCCUCCAGAAGGACACACUGAUGUCCACAUUCCAAGGCCCAGAAGAGGACUUCAUUGGGGCCUCAAUCUUUGUCAACGUCACCGUGUUCUCUUCAGGGGGUGAGAUGGUCCAGGCUAAGACCUCCGGGGUGAAGAUCAUCCAGAGCCCAUACAGCAUCAAGUUCAUCAGGACACCCCAGUAUUUCAAGCCUGGGAUGCCCUUCUACGUUAAGGUCUUUGUCUCAAAUCCUGAUGGGUCCCCAGCCUCUAGAGUCCUUGUCCGAUGCCAAGACAAACAAGACUGCACCUCAGCCAAUGGAGGGGCCAUUUUGACCAUCAACACAAAUGCAAAUAAUUGGGAGAAGCUCCCUAUCUUGGUAGAAACUGAUGAGCCUCUCCGGCCGGAAGAGCAGGUUUCAGCCAAUAUGAUGGCUUGGCCUUACUCGACUCAGGGUGGGUCAGGGAACAUCUUGCACAUUGAGGUGAAGACAGUCGCAGAGGUUGGCAGCAGCAUCUACCUGAGCCUUGUCACAGAACAUCAGAAUUCUGAAACCAAGAAACAGAUCACUCACUUCACCAUCUUGGUCCUGAGUAAGGACCGGAUUGUGCAUGCCAAACAUCAAUCAAAAAGUGACCUCACGGUAACCACUAUUGAUGUGACUUCAGAGAUGCUGCCCUCCUUCCGCAUCCUGGCCUUUUAUUUACUGCCUAGGGGAACAGAUCAGGAUCCUAAACUGGUGGCCGACUCUGUAUGGGUUGAUGUGAAUGACAGAUGCAUGGGGACGCUGAAGGUUGGUUUGAAGAAAGAAAGAUGCUUCCAGACUUUGAAGCCUAACAGCCACAUGGAAGUGAAGGUGACAGGUGAUAAAGAGGCCACAGUGGGGUUGGUGGCCGUGGACAAGGCUGUCUAUGUCUUGAACAGCAAACACAAGCUCACACAGAAGAAGGUCUGGGAUGUGGUGGAAGAAUAUGACAUUGACUGCACAGCAGGCAGUGGGAAAGACGGACUUGCUGUAUUCAAGCAUGCUGGAUUGGACCUGAAGAUGAGCAUGGGGAUGCACACCCCAGCAAGCUCAGACUGACAGUGCCCUCAGAGCCCCCCUGCCAGCCGUCACCGCCGCUCCCUGAAAUGGCUGGAGACCAAGAGGAAUGCAGGUCAGAGCUAAAGCUGGACAUGUCCCUCCUGGCUCCCUAAACUACUGUAUUCAUCAGAGCUUAGAAGAGAAAACUGAAACCACUCUAGGUACUUCAAGCAGAAAGGGAGGUAUUUGGUGAUGGGAGUCUGGUGCUUUCAAAAUCAUUAGACGGUCUGUA
Leptonychotes weddellii (Weddell seal) is the source of this 2047-nucleotide messenger RNA. The record is from RefSeq and is a predicted model, not a curated record. NCBI's taxonomy places the organism in Eukaryota, Metazoa, Chordata, Mammalia, Carnivora, Phocidae.